AUGGUAAAGAUCAUCCGCUCCGACUUCCGGGUGCAAAGAGAAGAGGAAGGUGAGUCUGGCGUCGCUGUUGUGGAUGGGUGUCAGCAGUCGGGUCUGUCCUCCGGGAACAAAGCUGGAGACGAUGCUGCCGGAUGGAUGGAACACGAUCUGUGGUGCACAGUGGACAGCUUUACUUCCAGGUCUGGUCACUUCCAGGACACACCGACUAGAAGUAAGAGCAAUGUCACUACUAUAUUUUUACUGGGAUUCAACAACCUCGACUCAUGUAAAUAUCUGCUGUUCACCUUGCUCCUUAUGACGUACUGUGUGACAAUAUAUGGAAACCUCUUGAUUAUCAUGCUGGUUUACUACAGCAAGAUACUCCACUCUCCCAUGUACUUCUUCCUAACCCAGCUCUCCUUUUCUGACUUAAUGUUGACCACAGAUAUUUCCCCAAACAUGCUAAAUCUUGUACUGCAUGGGCAGACUUCUUUAAACUUUUCUAGCUGUAUCACCCAACUUUUUUUCUUUGGCUUCUCAGAAGCAUCGGAAUGUCUUCUUCUGACAGUGAUGUCCUACGACCGAUAUCUUGCAAUCUGCUCUCCUCUGCAUUAUACCUCCAUUAUGAACCCGUUGCUUUGUCUCAAGUUAGUUUUUGCAUCUUGGAUUUUGAGUUGCACCAUAGAAUUAACUUUAACUCUUUGCAUAUGUCAGCUUCAGUUCUGUGGACCGAAUACUGUUGAUCAUUUUUUCUGUGAUUUUAAUCCUGUGGUGAAGUUGUCUUGUUCAGAUGUAUCUAUAGUUCAAAUGGAAGCUACUUUGAUGUGCAUUCCUGUGAUAGUCCUGCCAUUUUUAGUGAUAGUAGUUUCAUAUUCCUACAUUGUUUUAACCAUAGUAAAGAUAUCAUCUGUAUCAGGAAGACUGAAAUCCUUUUCUACUUGCAGCUCCCACCUGACAGUUGUGUUUAUAUUUUAUGGAACACUGAUUGCCAUGUACAUGCUUCCAAAUGAUGGACAAUCACAAAGGAUAAAUAAGGCACUGGCUAUGUUGUACACAGUGUUUACUCCCCUUUUAAAUCCUUUCAUUUACAGCCUGAGGAAUAAAGAUAUCAAGGAUGCUUUGAGAAAUGGUGUUCUUAACAAGAAAUAUUAUAAUUGGAAGUCUUUGGUUAAAAUUAGAUAA
Molecule: messenger RNA, 1161 nt
Organism: Rana temporaria (common frog)
Lineage: Eukaryota; Metazoa; Chordata; Amphibia; Anura; Ranidae
Product: olfactory receptor 476-like
Exons: 2
Coding region: 1-1161 (386 amino acids)
Biological process (GO): G protein-coupled receptor signaling pathway
Cellular component (GO): membrane
Molecular function (GO): olfactory receptor activity; G protein-coupled receptor activity
Source: RefSeq, a predicted model, not a curated record